Ailuropoda melanoleuca (giant panda) is the source of this 3525-nucleotide messenger RNA. It is a transcript of the gene SLC9A9, whose product is annotated as solute carrier family 9 member A9. Gene Ontology annotation, biological process: proton transmembrane transport; sodium ion import across plasma membrane; regulation of intracellular pH. The record is from RefSeq and is a predicted model, not a curated record. NCBI's taxonomy places the organism in Eukaryota, Metazoa, Chordata, Mammalia, Carnivora, Ursidae. Gene Ontology annotation, cellular component: recycling endosome; plasma membrane. The transcript is spliced from 16 exons. The coding region runs from base 162 to 2093 and encodes 643 amino acids. Gene Ontology annotation, molecular function: sodium:proton antiporter activity; potassium:proton antiporter activity.
GCCAUCUGAAUACUAAGCCAAGGCAGAGCGCUCCUGAAGUAGCAACUUUAAGUGGCAGUGUUUAUUCUGAAAUCUUCAGACAGCCAGACUGUCUUAGACAAAUCUUGAUAAAAGAGUCCUUAUCCAGGUUUUUACCUAAGGAAUCCCAAGACGACCGGAGGAUGGAGAGACAGCAAAGGUUCAUGUUAGAGAAGGAUGAGUAUCAGUUUCAGCAUCAGGGAGCGGUGGAGCUGCUUGUCUUUAAUUUUUUGCUCAUCCUUACCAUUUUGACAAUCUGGUUAUUUAAAAAUCAUCGAUUUCGCUUCUUGCAUGAAACCGGAGGAGCAAUGGUGUAUGGCCUCAUAAUGGGAUUGAUCUUACGAUAUGCUACAGCACCAACAGAUAUUGAAAGUGGAACUGUGUAUGAUUGUGGCAAACUGACCUUCAGUCCAUCAACUCUGCUGAUUAAUAUCACUGACCAAGUUUAUGAAUAUAAAUACAAAAGAGAAAUAAGCCAGCAUAACAUCAAUCCUCACCAAGGCAAUGCUAUACUUGAAAAGAUGACAUUUGAUCCAGAAAUAUUCUUCAACGUUUUACUGCCACCAAUUAUAUUUCACGCAGGAUACAGCCUGAAGAAGAGACACUUUUUUCAAAACUUAGGAUCUAUUUUAACAUAUGCCUUCUUGGGAACUGCCAUCUCCUGUAUCGUCAUAGGGUGCCACAAAUCUACAUCUGAGAAAAGCAAAUAUUUUCUUUUGACCACAACCAAUGACAAAUCCAUGGCUGUGUUUCAGCUAACUCUGCAUAUUUGUGUAUGUUUCCUCCUAGUGACAGUGCUGGCCAUUUUCCAUGAACUGCACGUUGACCCUGACCUGUACACACUCCUGUUUGGGGAAAGUGUGUUGAAUGAUGCAGUGGCCAUUGUCCUCACAUAUUCUAUAUCCAUUUACAGCCCCAAGGAGAAUCCAAACGCAUUUGAUGCUGCAGCGUUCUUCCAGUCCGUGGGGAAUUUCCUGGGGAUCUUCGCCGGCUCAUUUGCAAUGGGGUCUGCAUAUGCCGUUGUCACCGCACUGUUGACCAAAUUUACCAAACUCUGUGAGUUCCCUAUGCUGGAAACCGGCCUGUUUUUCCUCCUGUCUUGGAGCGCCUUCCUGUCUGCAGAGGCUGCCGGCCUGACAGGAAUAGUUGCUGUUCUCUUCUGUGGAGUCACACAGGCACAUUAUACCUACAACAAUCUGUCAUCGGAUUCCAAAAUGAGGACUAAACAGUUGUUUGAAUUUAUGAACUUCUUGGCCGAAAAUGUCAUCUUCUGUUACAUGGGCCUGGCGCUGUUCACGUUCCAGAAUCAUAUCUUUAAUGCUCUUUUUAUACUCGGAGCCUUUCUCGCAAUUUUUGUUGCCAGAGCCUGCAACAUAUAUCCCCUCUCCUUCCUCCUGAAUCUGGGCCGGAAACAGAAGAUCCCCUGGAAUUUUCAACACAUGAUGAUGUUUUCAGGUUUGCGAGGAGCAAUAGCAUUUGCCCUAGCUAUUCGGGACACAGAAUCUCAGCCCAAACAAAUGAUGUUUACCACCACACUGCUCCUUGUGUUCUUCACAGUCUGGGUGUUUGGAGGAGGAACAACCCCCAUGCUGACUUGGCUUCAGAUCAGAGUUGGUGUGGACCUGGAUGAAGAUCUGAAGGAGGAACCCACCUCACACCAGGAAGCAAAUAACUUGGAUAAAAACACAACCAAAACAGAGAGUGCUUGGCUCUUCAGAAUGUGGUACAGCUUUGACCACAAAUAUCUGAAACCAAUUUUAACCCACGCUGGUCCUCCGCUGACCACAACAUUACCUGAAUGGUGCGGUCCAAUUUCCAGGCUGCUCACCAGUCCACAGGCCUACGGGGAACAGCUCAAAGAGGACGAUGUGGAAUGCAUUGUGAAUCAGGACCAACUGGCAAUGAGUUACCAGGAGCAAGCCACCUCACCCUGCAGCCUUCCUGCGAGCCUGGGUCUGGACCGGAAAGCUUCCCCGCACACUCCAAGCAAAGACAACAUUUACGAGGGGGACCUCGGCUUGGGAGGCUACGAACUCAAGCUUGAGCAGACCCCCGGUCAGUCCCAGCUGAACUAAUGGUGAACGGUGCAGGUGUAAUCCCAAGUCAUGAGGGGCUCACGGAGGAAUAGGAGCCAAGCUGGGGAGGCAGUGCAGGGGAGAGGCUGGACGGUGCAGUAAGGGCAGACAUUGGAGAGAAUCAAAACCUUGUCACAAGUAUCCCUGGUGCCUGAAGAAGUGAGAGUUUAUUAUCAUCCUUCUAUACUAUGCAACUGAAUUUAAGUUUUUGACAGCAGCCACUUUCAUUAGUGAAUGGGGGGGGUGGAGAAGGGAGGGAGUCGGGAGUCUAGCUGCUGCAAGGAUGGAACAGAGGUGCUGGGUCUGCAGGGGUUUCUUUUCGGUAUGUAGCUCUCCAGGCCCCUCACUUUGAUUUCAGAUGUUAUUCCUUCCAUUAGGGAGAAUUUAAAAAUCAGAAAAAAAGUUUCUGAGCAUAAACAUGUGGGCUCCUAAGCUGAAGGGAAUGCCAGUUAUUUACUAAGUGAAAUUGUUAUAUUACAAAGACCUAGACUCCCACUUGUUCUUAAUGACUUCAGGGCCAUUUGCAAAGCCCACACAAGGGAUCGAUACCACUGUCGAUGGCCUCUCAGCACCCAUGCUGGGUGCUGACCCGCUGUUCUGCUGGCGUUCUUUUCAAGCCGCUUCUCCUACUGAAGGAAGGGGGUGCUUACAGCUGGGCGUAUGCUGCACCCAUGCAGCUCUGCUUUCCAACUAAGACCCCUUCCAGGGAGAGCUGUUUUCUUUCCUCCCUACUAUAUUUUAUCUGAAGAACGAGCCUUCCUGUCCCUGCUUGCAUUUGAAUCACUUCUUGGCCCUGUGGCUGGUCCCCUCUGUCUGCUGUACAGGUUGUUCUCCACAUGGCAGGAGCCAGCGCAGGCAUCCCGACCUGUCCUCCGAUCCCAACCCUCACAGCUGCUGAGCAAAAGCAGAAGCUAGCAGAGCAGAGCUGAUGAUGCGGAGACCAUACUGAGGAGUCAGGGACGCAGCAUCACGACCCCCCUUACGAGAGGUGGCGCAUGGUCCAUGACAGAGGGACCAACACAAUAGCUUUUAAUUCAGCUGCAUGACCUGUGCCUUUUAAGCCAUAAAGAUACCUCAAGCCUAGCUUCUCUUGAAAUACAGAUGUGUUAAUAUUAGAUUCCAAAACAGCAGGCUCCAGUCUUCAGUGCCCAGGCUCUGACGGGUCUGCUUCUGAAGGAGGUAGGGAAUAUGUCUUCCUCAGGCCCAAAGCUCAGAAGUAACAUAUGCUUUGCUAACCAGUUGUUAGGCUCUUAACCAUGGCGGUGUCAGGCACACUGCUAUGUACAGCGAUUUUCUUACUUUCCGAACAGUACAGGGCACAAAUUGUUUUGUACUCCGCUAAGUAUAAUCUGGUCAUUCCAGGUAAAUAUGGCAAAUGGCAAAGCAUGAAGUUUUCUAACGUGACUUAACCCUAAUAAACUUUUGUUAUAAA